This is a messenger RNA of Penicillium samsonianum, 1554 nucleotides long. RefSeq lists its product as uncharacterized. The coding region runs from base 1 to 1554 and encodes 517 amino acids. The transcript is spliced from 2 exons. NCBI's taxonomy places the organism in Eukaryota, Fungi, Ascomycota, Eurotiomycetes, Eurotiales, Aspergillaceae. The record is from RefSeq and is a predicted model, not a curated record.
AUGGCUCAGACUGCUAUUUGGGACGCUGAUGGCGUUCUUCGCUCCGAAAAUACACCUUAUAUUGAUUGCAUCGUGGGGGAUCUCGUGUCUGGCAAAGCGUUUGACUUUGUCUUGUUGUUUAAAUCCAUUGGGUUGAUCCACGAGCAAUCGGGAGACUUUGGGAGGAAAACCUUCAUCAUCUCUGAAGAGAUGCGAUUGGCUUUUGGUCGAGAUACGCUCUUUAUGGAAGAAUGGGCACGCCUUGUGCUGGUCUGUCAUGCAUUUCCAGGACACUGGGAAGAACAAUGGUUUCUUGAACACGGCCGUAUUCUGCUACCUCAACUACGACAUGCCUUUGAUUUUUGCCCUUCAAUGAAGAGCCGGGUUAUUGAUGAUCCAAUCCACGGGUACAAAGUGCUGCUGACACUUAUACUAUCAACGAGAGUGCCAGGCGCGGAUUGGAGAUUGAAAGCCAUCAAUAUCGCAGAAGACAUCCUUAGCGCCAAGCCCGAAUUUGGAAAUAGCAACCUCAUCUACCUCGAAAGCCUAUUGAAUCUGCGAAAGCUAGAGACCUCUCGUAGGCUUCAGAGUGCCCACUUCGAGAAUAGUGAUGAUCUUCACUCCCCAAUCGACGCUCGGUCAAAUUGCAUCCACGGAGCAUUGAUAAGGUCCAAAGCACAAGACUAUAUCAUGGAGAAUCCCUCAAACUUGGAAGAAGCGGAUCGCUUGUUGAGAACGUUCGGGUCAUGGGAUCCUAUGUCACCAAGCACUAUGGAGCUCUAUGAGAUCAACCUUCAGAAACUCAUACUCUGCAAAAUCCGGCGCUGGAAAGCAGAGUUUGGCCAGGCAGUGGAACAAUUGGAUGCGUUAACUCACUUUUUUGGACACAAUUACGAUGACACAGGAUGCAACUUUUGGUCCCACUAUGCUGGCACGCUUUGUGAGCUGCACCGGUUUACUGAGGCGGAGGAAUGGUCGCGCCAUACAAUUGCGGCCCAUCAAGACCUCCAAUCAGAUCGCAUAUUUGCCACUGGUCAGAAAAGAUACCGAAUGCUACGGCUUUCUCUCGCCGAAACGCUUUUGUCCAAAUCUUUUGUGGAGCAUGGUUUUGCGCUCUGCGAAACCGAAAACGACUUGGUCCCCGCAGAGCUAGAGGAAUCGCUAAUGAUAUAUGAAGAGCUGAACAAAGAGUAUCAAACACUGGCUAGAAGAGAUUGGGCCUCGCGCCUCGAACAUUUACGAGUCGUUCUGGGUAAAGCGAUGAUAGUCCACAUGCGCGGUCUACUGGAAGAUGCUAAGCAGCAUUGGAACAACGUAUUGACCAUCGUCCAGUACUGUCAGGAAAACAAUCAAGUCACCGGAUUCUUGGAAAUGGUUGUUCAAUAUUGCAGGUGUGAUAUCGCGGCACGACAAGAGGAUUAUAACGAAGCGCACCUCUUUUUAAAAGCCGCAAAAGCCCAAUUUGCGGAUAUCGGUCGGGAACAUUGGUGGACCUGCAUUGGGACAGACUUCUUGGACCAUUUACGCAAUUCACUUGCGAAGAGAGAUAUGAUCUCGGGAAUUGACGAACGCUGA